Molecule: messenger RNA, 719 nt
Organism: Hibiscus syriacus
Lineage: Eukaryota; Viridiplantae; Streptophyta; Magnoliopsida; Malvales; Malvaceae
Product: transmembrane protein 50 homolog
Exons: 4
Coding region: 50-457 (135 amino acids)
Biological process (GO): late endosome to vacuole transport via multivesicular body sorting pathway; protein targeting to vacuole
Source: RefSeq, a predicted model, not a curated record
UAUUUCUUUGUUAAUAAUUAGUCAAAUUAUUAGAUCGGAAAACCAGGGAAUGGAAUUAGGUGAACUGUGGGCGAUCUUCGGUCCCGGCGUCGCGGGCGCCGUGUUCGGUGCCGGCUGGUGGUUUUGGGUCGACGCCGUCGUUUGUAGCUCCGUCAAUGUCCCUUUCCUCCACUAUUUACCUGGAAUAUUUGCAACUAUUGCGGCUUUGAUGUUCAAUUGUGUUAGAAGAGAGGAUAUCGAUUACUCUCCUUACGAUGACGGCGAGUGGAGGUUGAAGCUCUGGCUUUUCUUUGCUUAUGUUGUAUCCUUCGUCUCACUGGCUGCUUCAGUGGGCCUCUUGAUACAGGACUCGAUAGUGAAAUCUGGUCCUUCAGUGUGGACUGGUACUGCAGGUGUCUUACAGUGCGUGUUCGUCUUAAUCAGUGGGCUGAUAUAUUGGACUUCGCACCCAGAAUAGCAUAUAGCUCCAAUCUAAUCCGGCAUUGCACCGGAACUCGAAAGUAAGGCAAUGGUAUGUGCGUGUUUCCUCUGUAAUUAAUCAAUGGGAUUGAGAUGGGUAGAAAAUUGCUUCACUUUCCAUAAAUCUUGUAUUAUACUGUUGUCUUGAGCUGAUUAUGAAAGUACGGUUCAUGGUCUGCUCAUUUGAAUAUUUGUGUGAUUUUGCUAAGUAUUUCGACCAACUGUGCUCUGUCAAUAAAAUUGGUUCAGUUUCAAUCAAA